Molecule: messenger RNA, 288 nt
Organism: Necator americanus (New World hookworm)
Lineage: Eukaryota; Metazoa; Nematoda; Chromadorea; Rhabditida; Ancylostomatidae
Exons: 2
Coding region: 1-288 (95 amino acids)
Source: RefSeq, a predicted model, not a curated record
AUGGGGCACAGAGCAGCUGCAUUUACUGCUCAACACUUAUUGAAAUACUUUUCUUUGAAAUCGAUGGGCCAUGCAUUUGCUUCCGGUCGCCUCGCCCUAAACCAUGUGUUGGAAUGUAUUUAUACUUGGGUCAAUCAACACCAUGAAGCACGGACCGUUGCGGAAGCGGCCGCGCUCGGAAGCGGUGCGGUGGAGACAGCGGUUGGAAUCGAGGUGGGAUCAUGGGGAACUGCAGAGGUGUGUGGCGGUAGCGUGGAUCCUUACGCGAUCCCAACCGCUACGCUUUGA